This is a messenger RNA of Spinacia oleracea (spinach), 3701 nucleotides long. RefSeq lists its product as uncharacterized. Gene Ontology annotation, biological process: Golgi to plasma membrane transport; exocytosis. Gene Ontology annotation, molecular function: GTPase activator activity; syntaxin binding; myosin II binding. Bases 217 to 3360 code for a protein of 1047 amino acids. Lineage: Eukaryota; Viridiplantae; Streptophyta; Magnoliopsida; Caryophyllales; Amaranthaceae. Gene Ontology annotation, cellular component: plasma membrane; cytoplasm. The record is from RefSeq and is a predicted model, not a curated record. The transcript is spliced from 23 exons.
AGAUUUUUUUUAAAAGUAAUUAAUUUAGUCCAAUAUCAGUUUCCCUCCUGAACAGUGGCGUUUCUCGUCGUUAGAGUUUCGGCAUGUAACUGACGUCAUUCAAUCAAUCAACCCCUUUUCACUCACUCUAUUUUUCUCUCUCCUAAAUCCUCUCUCCAAUUUACAUUUCUCUGAUUUUCUGGGUUUUUUUGUCUGAAGUUGAAUUAAUUCUCGGAAAUGUUUGUAAAAAAGCUCGUGGAAAAGGCAACCAAAAAGCCUGGGGAGAACUCAGAUUGUCUUAAACCUGAAGAUGUUGAUCCUCGCCUAGCUUUUCAAUAUGGACUACCAUCUUCAGCUACUAUGUUGGCUUAUGAUCCAGUACAAAAGAUACUUGCAGUUUCAACAAAGAAUGGGCAGAUUAAAUUGCUGGGAAAAGAUAAUACCCAAGCUCUGUUGGAGUCCAAUGAUGUGCAGCCUAGCAAGUUUUUGCAGUUCAUUCACAAUCAAGGUUAUCUUUUGAAUGUAACUGUCAAAGACCGAAUUGAGGUUUGGGACAUAGAUAAGAAGAUUUUGUGUCAUGUACAUGAUUUCAGUGAAGAUAUUACAUCAUUUUCAGUAAUGCAACAGUGUUUCUUCAUAUUUAUAGGAGACCGUGCUGGUAAUGUCACAGUGUGGAAGCUUGAUAAGGAAUCGAGCCAGAUAGAAAAAAUGAAGUAUUGGAUCCCUUUUUCAGCUUCACAUGCAUCUAUUGAUAAAGAUCUAGUUGACCACGCGGUAAUGCAUAUAUUGCCUCAACCAACGGCAGAAAGCAAGAGGAUUCUUAUUAUAUUUGCUGAUGGAUUCAUUGCACUGUGGGCAAUCCAAGAAAGCAAAGCUGUUUUUACAAUUGGUAAUAGUGGAUCCAUGACUCAACUGUCUUCUCAAGAGACUAAGACAGUAACCUCUGCAUGCUGGGUGUGCCCCUUUGGAAGUAAAGUUGCUGUUGGGUACGACACUGGGGAUAUAUUUAUCUAUAACAUCCUUUCAAAUUCAGACUUAGGAAGUGGCUCUCCAGCGAGUAGAGACUCUGGCAAUACACACAAUAUUCAAACUUUUAAGAUCAAUCUAAGUUACAGAUUAGAAAAAGUUCCCAUAACAUCAUUGAAGUGCGUGUACUCAGAUGGUAAAGCUAAUCGAUUAUAUGUUACUGGCGCCUCUGAUGCCACGUCCACAAACUUGGUUCAGGUGGUCUUGUUGAAUGAAGACACUGAAUCUCGAACAAUUAAGUUGGGGCUUCAGCUGUCUGAACCUUGUCUUGAUUUAGAAAUUAUCUCUUGUUCAAACGAAACAAGCAAACAUAAGCAACAUUCUCUUAUUCUGUUGGGAAAAUCUGGGCUCAUGUAUGCCUAUGAUGAUCAUUCUAUUGAGAAGUGUUUGUUGCAAUCUCCGUCGAAAUCAUCAGCGUCACUGCCAAAUGAAUUGAUGAUAAAGCUUCCAAUUUCUUCUUCAACUACUACUUCUGCUCAGUUUAUCACAAACCAUUCCAACAAUAUAGAUUCUGAGGAAGAGGAAUACACUUCAGUGGCAAAAAAUCUUCCAUCUAUCCUUCCUUCUGAAGCAAAGCACACCAAUUCACCCCACUUUACCGGAUUUUCAAAGAUUACGAACUUGUAUAUUACAGGACACAGCGACGGGACCAUCAAAUUUUGGGAUGUCACAUGCCCCCUUUUAAUCCCACUCCUAUCACUAACACAACAGCAGAAUGAGGAUGAAUCAUCUCAAAGUGGCGCAGCAGUAACAGCAAUCCACUACUGUUCUGGACCACGGCUUCUCUUUUCUGGAGACAGAAGGGGCAUGGUCCGUAUCUAUCAAUUUAAGCCUGAACCGUUUUCAGUAGAGAACGGGUUUUUCUCUUUAUCAGGAAGUUCGAAGAAAGGAAACAGUCAUGUCAUCCAUAGUGUGAAGUUCAUAAAAGUCAAUGAAUCUGUACUCUCUUUCCACUUAUAUAACAGCUUAAAAUAUCUUGCGGUGGGAUCUGAACACGGAUAUAUUUCGGUUAUUGAUAUAGAGGGUUCCUCCAUUUUGUAUCAGAAAAAAAUUGGAACUGAGUUGUCUUCAGAUGUUUUAUCUCUGAAGUUUGAAUCAUCUGAACUUUGUGGUUUUGAAAAGAAUAUACUGAUCAUCGCAACGAGGGAUUCAUCUUUAUUGGCACUUGAUGCUGAUACCGGAAAUACACUGAGCAGUAGCGCAGUUCAUCCUAAGAAACGUUCCAAAACUCUGUUUAUGCAGAUUUUAGCAGAAGCAAGCAGAGGAUCCUCAACUGAGGAAGCAGCACAAAAGCAGCAGGUGUUGCUUUGUUCUGAGAAGGCUGUAUAUAUCUAUUCCUUACCACAUAUAGUUCAGGGGGUAAAGAAGGUAAUUUACAAAAAGAAGUUUCAUUCAACCUCCUGCUGCUGGGCAUCUACUGUCUGCAGUACCUCCAGUACAGGACUAGUACUUCUGUUUUCAUGUGGAAAAAUCGAAAUAAGGUCCCUUCCAGAGUUGUCUCUUGUGAAAGAGUCUACUCUAAGAAGUUUCAUAUGCUCACCCUUGAAGACGAAUACAUUACCCGAAUAUUCCAUAUGCUCUUCUGCAGAUGGAGAAGUUAUAAUGGUAAAGAGUGAUCAAGAAGUUGCUGUGGCUUCAAUGUUGCUUCAAAAUGGAAAGUAUAGGCAUUUGGACUCCCUUUCCCGUGUGUAUGACAAAACUCUUUCGAAUUGGGAGGAUGGAGCAACUUCUCCUCCAGUCUGCCACAAAGAAAAGAAAAAGGGGAUGUUUAGUACACUAUUCAAAGAUAUUACUGGAAGUAAACCAAACCAUGGAGCUGAUUUUGAAGCUAUUGAUGGGAAAGCAAUGUUGGAGGAACUUACAAAGAAAUUUGCAGUUUCCAAUUUUCCUACUGAAACGGAAGUUCCAGCUAACGUUACAGUGGAAAAAGACAAUGUCGACUUAGAUAUCGAUGACAUUGAUCUUGAUGAUCAGGAUGAGAAACCAAAAGGGAACAAUGUGAUGGCAAUGCUAAAUAAGCAAAAUAUAGCAAGCAAGUUCCAUUCUUUUAAAGGGAAACUGAAGCAAAUGACGGUCAAGACUGAGAAACCUUCAGCGCAUGAAGAGCCACAAUCUGAGAAGGUCGAGACAGUAGAUCAAAUCAAGAAGAAAUAUGGAUUUUUAUCACCUAGUUCCAGUAAUGAACCAGUUGGUGUUGCCAAAAUGAUUGAAAGCAAGCUUACUGAGAAUGUAAAGAAACUGCAGGGUAUCGGCUUGAAAACCACAGAGAUGGAGGAUAACGCCCAGACAUUUUCAUCCAUGGCAAAAGAGACGCUACGUUUAGCUGAACAGAAAAACAGUCCAAGUAAAACAUGACAUUUCCUGGGAUCUAUGGAUUGACUUCAUUAUUCAGAUUUUAUCUUAUAGUCUCAUUUUGCCAUACACGUUUAUUUGAAGCAGUGUUUUCUAGGCCUACAGUGGGCAGUUUUCAGACUUUCACUUUGUAAAUUAUCUAUGCAUAUAAUAAUAUUCAGAUUUUCAUACUGUAAUUGUAUAGUCAGUUUCAGGGUUUUUGGUGCUGUAAUCUGGUAAAUAUUACUUCCUCCGUCUUUUAAUACUCGCAACGUUUGGACUUUUGCCACUAUUCAUAUAAUCUACUUUGACUAUUCGUAGUGUUUUUUAUAUAAGAUAAAACAUAGUCAUGUGGGAUCUUGUUA